This is a messenger RNA of Rhododendron vialii, 3255 nucleotides long. RefSeq names its product 26S proteasome non-ATPase regulatory subunit 2 homolog A. The record is from RefSeq and is a predicted model, not a curated record. Bases 176 to 2851 code for a protein of 891 amino acids. NCBI's taxonomy places the organism in Eukaryota, Viridiplantae, Streptophyta, Magnoliopsida, Ericales, Ericaceae. The transcript is spliced from 25 exons. Gene Ontology annotation, cellular component: nucleus; proteasome storage granule; proteasome regulatory particle, base subcomplex. Gene Ontology annotation, biological process: proteasome-mediated ubiquitin-dependent protein catabolic process; regulation of protein catabolic process. Gene Ontology annotation, molecular function: enzyme regulator activity.
GCUCAAUUUAUAAUUGUAGCUUCAAGAGAAGUGAAGGAACCAAGCACAAAACUUGCAGGAAACGAAAAGCCUAGGGUUUCCAAUCGAGUUUCUUCCCAAUCCGCGACUCAAUCUAGGGUUUACGUCCACUCACUCCUCGGAAAUCUCUCUCCAGUUCUAGUCCCCGGUGAUUGUUAUGGCGCCCGAUCCAAACAGCGCCAGUGGCAGCGGAACCACUCGGGACGAAGCGUCCGUCAAAGUCCCCGCCAAGGACCCGAAGAAGAAGGAUGAGAAGAAAGACGAGGAUCUGUCGGAGGAGGAUUUGGCGCUGAAGCAGCAACUGGAGUUGUACGUCGAGAGGGUUCAGGAUACCGAUCCUGGGCUGCAGAAGGUCGCCCUCGAGAGUAUGAGGCAGGAGAUACGGACCUCAACCAGCUCUAUGACUUCAGUUCCAAAGCCGUUAAAGUUUUUGCGUCCUCAUUAUGCAACUCUGAAAGCAUAUUAUGAUACAAUGGCAGAUUCGGAUCUGAAGAAAUUCCUAGCAGAUAUACUUUCGGUAUUGGCCAUGACCAUGUCUGCAGAAGGGGAACGGGAGAGCUUAAAAUACAGAUUGUUGGGUUCUGACGGUGAAAUAGGUUCAUGGGGCCAUGAAUAUGUCAGGAACUUAGCAGGAGAAAUAGCACAAGAGUAUACAAAGCGACAGGGUGAAGAGGCUUCUGUUGAUGAUCUUAUUGAGCUUGUCCAACAAAUUGUUGCUUUUCACAUGAAGCACAAUGCUGAAUAUGAGGCUGUCGAUCUUUUAAUGGAGGUUGAAGACCUUGAUAUGUUAGGGGAUCAUGUGGACCGAACAAACUACAAAAGGACAGGCCUGUAUCUCACCAGUUCGGCAAGAUACCUACCUGGACCGGAUGAUAUGCUAGUUCUUGAUAUUGCAUACACGAUUUAUCUGAAAUUUGAAGAGUACCCUAGUGCACUUCAGAUUGCUCUAUUCCUGGACAAUAUGCAGUAUGUGAAGAAGGUUUUUACAUCUUGCGAUGAUCUGCUAAGAAAGAAGCAAUUUUGCUACAUCCUUGCUCGACAUGGUAUAACUUUUGAGCUUGAUGAAGAGAUGGCUGCAGAUGACGAUGACCGAGAGACAUUGCAAGAAAUUAUCAAUAAUACUAAGUUAAGUGAAGGUUAUCUUACGCUUGCUCGUGACAUAGAGGUCAUGGAGCCUAAAUCCCCUGAGGAUAUUUAUAAGGCACAUUUGCUCGACGGUCGGGCUAGUGCUGGUGCAAGCGUUGAUUCAGCGAGGCAGAACUUGGCAGCUACAUUCGUUAAUGCAUUUGUGAAUGCUGGUUUUGGGCAGGAUAAGCUAAUGACUGUCCCAUCAGAGGCUUCAAGCGGUGGUUCUUCAGGAAACUGGCUCUUUAAGAAUAAAGAACAUGGAAAAGCCAGUGCUGCAGCAAGUUUGGGUAUGAUCCUGCUUUGGGAUGUUGAUUCUGGACUUGCCCAACUUGACAAGUAUUUCCACAGUAAUGACAACCAUGUCAUUGCGGGUGCAUUGUUAGGAGUUGGUAUUGUGAACUGUGGUAUCAAGAAUGACUGCGAUCCAGCAUUGGCGCUUCUUGGUGAGUAUAUAGAUAAAGAAGACUCUUCUGUCAGAAUUGGUGCUAUAAUGGGUCUGGGCCUUGCAUAUGCUGGUGCCCAAAAUGAGCAGAUCUGUAGUAAAUUGAUUCCCAUCCUUGGAGAUAGCAAAGCAUCUCUUGAUGUGAUUGCAUUUACUGCCAUAUCAUUGGGCUUGGUGUAUGUUGGUUCCUGUAAUGGAGACAUUGCCGAGGCAAUUAUAUGUGCAUUAAUGGAGCGCGAGUCAGAAUUAGGGGAGCCACUCACUCGACUUUUGCCUCUUGGACUUGGCCUUCUGUACCUUGGGAAGCAGGAAAGUGUGGAGGCAACGGCAGAGGUUUCAAAGACACUUAAUGUGCAAAUUAGGAAGUACUGUGACAUGACUCUACUUUCCUGUGCUUAUGCUGGUACAGGGAAUGUGCUCAAGGUCCAACACCUUCUGGGUCAGUGCGCCCAACAUCUUGAGAAGGGAGAAAGCCACCAGGGACCAGCUGUACUUGGGAUUGCUAUGGUAGCAAUGGCUGAAGAAUUGGGUAUUGAAAUGGCUAUUCGCUCGUUAGAGCAUCUUUUGCAGUAUGGGGAGCAGAAUAUCAGAAGGGCAGUUCCUUUGGCUCUUGGUCUCCUCUGUAUAUCGAACCCUAAGGUCAAUGUGAUGGACACAUUAAGCAGACUUAGUCAUGACACUGAUACUGAAGUAGCAAUGGCUGCUGUCAUCUCCUUGGGGUUGAUUGGUGCCGGAACCAACAAUGCUAGAAUAGCUGGCAUGCUUCGCAACCUGUCAAGUUACUACUAUAAAGAAGCUAGCCUCCUUUUCUGUGUUCGAAUCGCUCAAGGUCUUGUACAUAUGGGGAAAGGCUUGAUGACUCUUGGACCAUACCAUUCGGAGCGCUUCUUGCUAUCCCCGACGGCGCUGGCUGGAAUUAUAACCUUGCUGCAUGCAUGUCUUGAUAUGAAAGCCAUCAUCUUAGCAAAAUACCAUUAUGUUCUUUACUUUGUUGUCUUGGCAAUGCAGCCAAGGAUGCUACUGACGGUAGAUGAGAACCUGAAACCUCUGUCAGUCCCUGUGCGUGUGGGCCAAGCUGUCGAUGUAGUGGGCCAGGCGGGUCGACCCAAGACCAUCACCGGUUUCCAGACCCACUCCACACCGGUUCUUCUGGCUGCCGGAGAUAGGGCAGAGCUUGCCACUGAGAAGUAUAUUCCACUCUCAUCUAUUCUUGAAGGCUUUGUCAUUCUAAAAGAGAAUCCGGACUACCGUGAAGACAACUAGUAGUUGAUAAAGGUUCAAGCGGAACUGCUUUGGCUAAAGGCAACAGGGUCCAGAUCUACAGAUGAGGAGGGCUUUCUGAGGUGUAAUCUUUGUCUGGGAUCAGCGGAUUUGGAUCAGGCUCAAGCCAGGCCUAUAUAAUUCAUGUUUUACUGACUUUCCCUAGAUGCUCAGGGUUUAGCAGGCUACCUGUUGUAUGUCGUUAAGAGGAAGAAAGAACAGAAGGGGACGGGGUUCGGUUGGCUUGCCUGGAUCAGUGCUAUAUGCAUACUAUGUACUGGAAUUUUAGAGCAUGAAAGCAAUCUGAGGUGGUUUGUAUGUUCCUUUUGAUAUUCAAUUUUUUAAAGUGUAGUCAACAUUUAAAUGCGAUGCGUCUUUGAUUAUAUGGUGUUGGAUUUGUCGUGCCA